Molecule: messenger RNA, 7689 nt
Organism: Hemicordylus capensis (graceful crag lizard)
Lineage: Eukaryota; Metazoa; Chordata; Lepidosauria; Squamata; Cordylidae
Gene: OGDHL
Product: oxoglutarate dehydrogenase L
Exons: 24
Coding region: 473-3529 (1018 amino acids)
Biological process (GO): tricarboxylic acid cycle
Cellular component (GO): oxoglutarate dehydrogenase complex; mitochondrion
Molecular function (GO): thiamine pyrophosphate binding; oxoglutarate dehydrogenase (succinyl-transferring) activity
Source: RefSeq, a predicted model, not a curated record
GAAGCGGGUUGGGUGAAGGUGGUGUAGUGUUGACUUUUGCCAUUGGUGGUGGUGCUGCUUUCCCAGGAAAAAAUGAGGCAUUUUGUGCAGAGGGGUCUAGAGGUCGUGGCGGCGGCGGCGGCUCCUAAACGGAUUUCGGGGCGGUGGGGCUCGUGCUUUCUCUGCCAUGUGUGAGGAAGGAUUCGUAUGCUGGGAUGCCCUUCAGUUUGCCCUCCUGGGAGGAAACCUAGGGAGUGUGUGUGUUGUCCUGAGUAGUAAACAGUAUGAUUUUCUGACUGAAAGUGUCCUAUUCCAAUCCACUUUAAUUCACUGAUGCCUAAGAUGUCAAUCUCUAGAAGACUAUACCUGGUAUCAAAAGAAGUUUGUCAUAAUCUCCUAAAGUGAAAAGGAACUGAGAACAAGAUGCUGGAUACAAUUUAGACAUUGACAAGAUAAUCUCUGUCAUCAGACUGAUCUACGAAACGAAGAAAUUAUGAGUCACUUGCGGUUGAUUUCUGCUACCUUGAAGUACCGGGGCAUUUGUUCAUUGGUGAAGAAAAAUGUGAACAGAAAAGUACUUCUGCCAAGACGGACUUAUGUUUCACCUGGAGUCACAGAACCAUUCUUGAGUGGAAGUAAUUCAAGUUAUGUUGAGGAAAUGUAUUAUGCAUGGCUUGAAAAUCCAAAAAGCGUGCAUAAGUCUUGGGAUUUAUUUUUCCAAAAUGCAACUGCUGGGGCGCUUCCUGGACAAGCCUUUCAGGCACCGUUACCAGACAUUUUGGAAAGUAAAACAUCACUUGUACAAAGCCAUGGACUGACUAAGUCACCAGGUAAAGCUGAAAAACUGGUUGAAGACCACCUGGCUGUCCAAUCAUUGAUCAGAGCAUAUCAAAUCCGUGGACAUCAUGUGGCUCAGUUGGAUCCCUUAGGAAUCUUGGAUGCAGACUUGGAUUCAUUUGUUCCAUCGGAUUUAAUCACUACUAUUGAUAAACUGGAGUUUUAUGGCUUAUAUGAAUCUGACUUGGAUAAAGUGUUCCAGUUGCCUACAACCACCUUCAUAGGAGGAAAUGAGACUAUGCUUUCUUUACGAGAAAUCAUCAAGCGGUUGGAGAAUACAUAUUGUCAACACAUUGGCCUGGAAUUUAUGUUUAUCAACGAUGUGGAGCAGUGUGAUUGGAUCCGGCAGAAGUUUGAGACUCCAGGUGUCAUGAAAUUCACCAAUGAUGAAAAACGGACAUUGCUGGCUAGAUUGGUGCGGUCAACAAGAUUUGAAGAUUUUCUAGCCCGAAAAUGGUCAUCAGAAAAGCGCUUUGGUUUGGAAGGAUGUGAAGUAAUGAUCCCUGCUCUUAAAACCAUCAUUGAUAAAUCUAGUGAAAUGGGAAUUGAGUAUGUUAUUAUGGGCAUGCCUCACAGAGGAAGAUUGAAUGUGUUGGCCAACGUUAUCCGAAAAGAACUGGAACAAAUAUUUUGCCAGUUUGAUCCAAAGCUUGAAGCAGCUGAUGAGGGAUCUGGGGAUGUAAAAUAUCACCUGGGGAUGUACCAUGAGAGGAUCAACCGAUCAACAAAUAAGAAUAUCACCCUGUCACUUGUGGCUAACCCAUCUCAUCUGGAAGCAGUGGACCCUGUUGCUCAAGGAAAGACCAAAGCUGAGCAGUUCUACCGAGGGGAUACCGAGGGGAAAAAGGUUAUGUCUGUACUUUUGCAUGGAGAUGCUGCUUUUGCUGGACAAGGAGUGGUUUAUGAAACCUUUCAUCUCAGUGAUCUUCCGUCUUAUACCACCAAUGGCACCAUUCAUGUGGUGGUCAACAAUCAGAUUGGCUUCACUACUGAUCCACGAAUGGCUCGCUCAUCUCCAUAUCCAACCGAUGUUGCUCGGGUGGUCAAUGCACCUAUAUUCCAUGUGAACGCUGAUGAUCCAGAAGCAGUGAUGUAUGUGUGCAAUGUGGCUGCAGAGUGGAGAAACACUUUUAAUAAAGAUGUGGUUAUAGAUCUGGUUUGUUACCGAAGACGAGGCCACAAUGAAAUGGAUGAACCCAUGUUUACUCAGCCUUUGAUGUACAAGCAGAUUCACAAGCAGGUGCCUGUGCUGAAAAAGUAUGCUGACAAGCUGAUUACUGAUGGAACUGUAACACUGCAGGAGUUUGAGGAGGAAAUUGCAAAGUAUGAUAAGAUAUGUGAAGAAGCUUAUACCAGAUCUAAAGAUAAUAAAAUUCUUCAUAUUAAACAUUGGCUUGAUUCACCUUGGCCAGGUUUUUUUAAUUUGGAUGGUGAACCAAAGAGUAUGACUUGUCCUCCUACUGGUAUCCCUGAAGACAUGCUGACCCAUAUUGGAAAUGUAGCUAGCUCUGUACCCCUUGAGGGAGUUAAAAUACAUGGAGGACUUUCUCGGAUUUUGAAAGGCCGACUGGAAAUGACAAAAAAUCGAGUUGUUGACUGGGCCUUGGGGGAAUACAUGGCUUUUGGAUCUUUAUUGAAAGAAGGUAUCCAUGUUCGCCUAAGUGGACAGGAUGUGGAAAGGGGCACUUUCAGCCAUCGUCACCAUGUGCUCCAUGAUCAAGAUGUUGACAAACGGACCUGUGUUCCUAUGAAUCAUCUCUGGGAACAGCAGGCCCCCUACACUGUAUGCAAUAGCUCCCUUUCAGAGUAUGGAGUAUUAGGUUUUGAGCUUGGGUUUGCCAUGGCAAGUCCCAAUGCUCUUGUAUGCUGGGAAGCUCAGUUUGGUGACUUUCACAAUACAGCACAGUGCAUAAUAGAUCAGUUUAUAAGUUCGGGACAGGCAAAGUGGGUUCGUCAUAAUGGAAUUGUCCUACUCUUGCCUCAUGGAAUGGAAGGAAUGGGCCCAGAGCACUCAUCAGCCAGGCCAGAGAGAUUCCUUCAGAUGUCUAAUGAUGAUCCUGAUGCUUUUCCACAAUUUGAUGAUGAUUUUGAGGUUUCCCAGCUCUAUGACUGCAACUGGAUUGUGGUGAACUGUUCAACUCCAGCUAAUUACUUCCACGUCCUCAGACGGCAGAUCUUGCUGCCAUUUAGAAAGCCUCUGAUUAUCUUCACACCCAAAUCCUUGCUGAGACAUCCAGAAGCUAAAUCCAGCUUUGAUGAAAUGGUCUCAGGUACCAGCUUCAGGCGUGUAAUUCCUGAAGAAGGGCCUGCAGCUGAAACCCCAGGAGAUGUGAAACGAGUUAUUUUUUGUACUGGGAAGGUAUAUUAUGAUCUCAUUAAAGAGAGAAAGAACCAGGACUUGGAGAAGGAAGUGGCUAUAACCAGGCUGGAACAGAUCUCUCCAUUCCCUUUUGAUUUGCUGAAAAUGGAAAUCGAGAAGUAUGCUAAAGCUGAUCUUGUCUGGUGUCAAGAAGAGCACAAAAACAUGGGCUACUAUGACUAUGUUAAACCUCGUUUCCGCACCCUCGUGAACCAUACUCGACCAAUAUGGUAUGUUGGUCGUGAACCAGCCGCUGCACCUGCAACCGGCAACAAGAACACUCAUCUGGUAUCGCUCAGGAGAUUUUUGGACACAGCUUUCAACCUGGAAGCAUUUGAAGGAAAGAUGUUUUGAUCUUAAUGCAGCAGCCCAUCUCCUCCAUGUGUAGUAUAGUAUUAUGUAUUUAGGAAAUGCUGUGGCCAUAGAUGGAAAUAAAAAGCAGUAGGAAAAUACUUGGGAUCUUUGUGAUGUGCUUUUUUGGAAGGUUGUGUGUAACUAGUCUCUUGUAAAACUAAUGCGUGUACUGUAAAUGCUAAGGGGACCUCUUCAUUCUUCCCCAGUUUAUGUGGUUUUAUGGACUACAGUGCAGCUACCUCUUGACAAAGACACAGAAGAAACAGGUCUCUUGUUUUACUUUCUAGAACAUUCAAGUUAGGCUGGACCAGUAUGUUUGUUUAGUAGGAUUGCUUUACAUUAGAUAUCCGUUUCUAUUUUGGUGUAGCUUAUGUAAAUAGUUACUUAGACUAUUAGCAAAUUGGAACAUUUUUUGGUAGAUUCAAACUGCUUGCCCAAACAUUCUUUGAUUCUUGCAUGUAAGAACACAGCAUACAACUUAGUAGAGAACAGACUUACUUUCUUUUUAGUCACCAAAACUAAUUAUUGGGUUUGCUUCCAGAUUUGUAAUAUUUAACACAUGAAGUUUAAGACUAAUGCUUGAAGCUGGGUUUGUCUCACAAAAGAAGAGUCAUAUGCAUAUCACCAGGAACAGUCACUUCUAGUGACUGUUGUUGGUGUGUGUCCUAUGUUUCUUUUUAGAAUGUGAGCCCUUUGGGGACAGGGAGCCAUCUUAAUUGUUUUAUUUCUCUUUGUAAACUGCCCUGAGCCAUUUUUGGAAGGGCGGUAUACAAAUUGAAUUAAUAAUAAUAAUAAUAAUAAUAAUAAUAAUAAAAAUAAUAAAAAUAAUAAUAAUAAUAAAUAAUAUCUGUUCACUGUUGAGAGUCACUUGUGGGAAAUCCCCUAGUUCACUUAGUUGAUACCUUCACAGUGAAAAUCAGUGCACUGAUAAAUCUUUAGAUAUGCCCAUACACAUAAGAAGACAUAAGUUUUAUAAAGGAGUUGUUUAAACAUGUAACUUCUGAGCAGCUCCCACCCUUUUGAAGAACACAAUUGUUUUUGAAGUCACCUUUUCACAUUGUAGCUUAGCUCUUAAUUUCACAAGGAAAUUCUCAAAAUAUUGGUUGUGCAGCCCUCCGAGACACAUUCCUAUAAGUCAGAAAGUACUUUUGGAUAAUGGAGAGAGCAGCAAAAAUUGCUCCCCCAUCCCUCUCAGCAUGCCUUUGACAAUGGUUCAAGGCUGACCUUUGGCUGAGUUCCGCAGCAGCCUUUUGUGAGAGUGCAACUUGCUCUACCCUUUUAAUGCUGAGGAACAUGUUGGCCACUCUCUUUUAUAAAGCUGUAUAGAAUACAGUACAUUGAAGAUCCUGGAAGAGAGAAGAGAAGAUAGAUAAGCUAUUUACACAUGCAGGUAAAACCAGGCGAAGGAAGACAAGCUCGGUUUUUCCUGAGUGUGUGUACCGCCAGGAUCGUGCCCGAUCCCAGCAGCGCCUUGGUGGCAAACCUGCCUUCAGAGCCACCCUCUUAAACGGGACUAGGAGAGUUAGUGCUCUCCUAACCCUGUUUUACCAAUUGUCUGGGGGAUCCUGGAUGGCUUUGGGGGAGAGAGGGGGGAUCCCCAUAAUGUACUGCACACUUGCAUGAUGCAUAAUAGGACUUCCGGGGGGGGGGAAUGACCAAAUGACCCGGCACUCCGACCCUUGGAGCUGCCGGCAGAAGCCCAGCAAUAAAAAGUGCAUCAUCUGCGGAGGAAGUAAGCAUUUUGUGGCUUCCUCCCCUCGCCUUGUCUGAGCCCUUUCUCCAGUUGUGAGAAAGGGCUCAGAGAGAAUAAGUACAUUAAGUGUAUGUUUAGUCAAGAGAAAAAAGUUAAAUAUGUUUUGUUAAAAGCUGGUUAUUAUACUAGUCAGCACUGAAUGGCAGCUCAAAUAUAGGAUUUUCCUAAAAAAUGAUUUCUGUUAAUAUGCUUUCAGUGCCAUCCCCUUAUAUAUGGGUUAUUAUGAGGACAAAAUUGGAGAAAACCAUGUAUUCUGCUCAGAAAGUCUUGGUGGAAGAGUAGGAUGAUAGCAUAGUUAAUGCAUAUUUGCCCCUAAUGUCAAUUAAAGGAUAUAUUCCCUAGAAGACUUUAGUAAACAAAAACCUACAAGCAAGUCAAAACUCUCUAUCUUUCAUUCACCUUGUAACUAUAAAUUUAAAAACACAUUUUAAAAAUAAAAACCUUGGUCAGAAUCCUAUAAAACUCUUAAAGGUUCUAUUAGUCUCCCUGUUCUGAAACUGAGUACUUCAAAAGGGACAACCCCAUAUCCCCUUUUCACUCCUUUCUCAAAGCUUGAUGUAGUCUGUACAGUGUUCCUGACAAGCAGGAAUUUGUUUGCAGAGAUGUGCCAUACAGAUCUGUGAACAUCCUUACCCAUAAAAGCCUUGGGCGUGCGUCCGUGCCGCCCGUGUCUUUUUCGCCCGUUCUGGGCAUGCGCGGAGAUGGGCGGCCAUGUUGGACCCGGCCGCCGGUGGGCGACUGGCCCCGAUGGCGGCCGCCGCUGCCACGGGAGACCAGAAGGAGCAGAAGCGGCGGGCGGAGAGUGCGGCCGAGGCGGAGGCGGCGGCGGAGCCGCGGCCUCGGCCAAAGGAGUGCGGGCCAAGGAGGCGGUGGCCGUGGCGGGGUGACUGGCUCCGAUGGCGGCGGCCGCCGCCACAAGAAACGACGGGCGGAGAGAGCGCCCGAGGCGGCGGCGGAGGUGUCGGCCCAAGGAGUGCGCCCGAGGCGGGUGAGGCGGCAGCGGGAAACCCCCCCCCCACUAGAGCCCGUUAUUACAACGGGCUUACACAUAUUAGUGUAAUAAUAUUUCCCCUCACCAUCACAGACAGUACGAAACUGGAUCAGGGACUAUCAGGGACUAACUAUCGGGGACUCGGCAUGAGCUGCAGCCCUGCCUGAACUUGAGCUUGACACCUUGGUUGUGUCACAAUAAGUAGGGACAGCUUCACUCACUUUCAUUGUGAAUUCUCAUCAGUCUAGCAUUGUACUUCAUCAUUGGUUGAACAACAGUUGAUACCGCUGUGGUUCAUACUGGGUCCCUCUGCCCCUUUAGGAACAUAGGAAGCUGCCAUAUAUUGAAUCAGACCGUUGGUCCAUCUAGCUCAGUAUUGUCUACACAGACUGGCAAUGGCUUCUCCAAGGUUACAGGCAGGAGUCUCUCUCAGCCCUGUCUUGGAGAAGCCAGGGAGGGAACUUGGAACCUUCUGCUCUUCCCAGAGCUGCUUUGGUAGUUUGUUGGUUCAAUUAAAAAAAUCUUGUCCUAUUAAAAAAAAAUCAAAAAAAAUAAUAAUCUUGUCCUAUAUUGGAGAUGCCAGGGAGGGAACUUGGAACCUAGAUGCUCUUCCCAGAGCAGCUCCAUCCCCUGAGGAGAAUAUCUUACAGUGCUCACACAUAUAGUCUCAUAUACAACCAGGGCAGACCCUGCUUAGCUAAGGGGACAAGUCAUGCUUGCUAGCACAAGACCAGCAUUCCUCCCUUUCUCAUAACUCAAUUUAUCCCACAGUGGAAAAAGCAACUUUACUAUAUAAAAGUUACAAAACAUGAUAUAGUUAUAUAAGAAGACUCAACAGAUCUGGUACUAGUUGGCUGUUCUGAUCUAUAUGGAGCAUUCUUAGAGUUUUAAAUGCUGAAGAAUAGCCAUAAUAUAUGAAAUGGGUAGGUAUUACAUUUGGAUUUUCUAAGCAAGAUUUCUAGCUUCAGUUUUUUCAACUCUGACAGGCAUUAACAUGAUUUGGAAUUCGUGGUUCCUUUAUAUAUAUACUCAUUUAGUUCUGAAUGAGAUUAGUUACAUGAUUGUUUCAAUCCCAUGCAGUUAUCUGGGAUCAAGCACCAUUGAAUACAAUGGAACAUCUGAGUUGAUAUGUGCUCUAAGUAGCCCCAAGGAAGAUUUUUGAGCAUUUUAUGAAUAUAUUGCUGUUUUUACAAGAAAGGCCAUCUCAAUAGAACUUGAAAUAUUUUCUGUCUCCUCUUCAAUGAUAAAUGCUCUUGUGGCUGGGAACAUACAAAUUUAGAGAGCUAAAUUAACAUAGACAUAAAAGUGGGAAAUGGCAGGCUUCCAUUUUCAUUGUUGUUUGUGGACUGCAGUAUUAUAUUGUAAAAUAUAAAUUCUGUCCAAGAAUGUGAAAAAUAAACCGUGGAAUUUAAAGUC